Molecule: messenger RNA, 836 nt
Organism: Acyrthosiphon pisum (pea aphid)
Lineage: Eukaryota; Metazoa; Arthropoda; Insecta; Hemiptera; Aphididae
Exons: 3
Coding region: 90-836 (248 amino acids)
Source: RefSeq, a predicted model, not a curated record
UGAGAAUAAAAAAUAAAAAAUGUGUUAAUAGUUUUUAUUCUCCGAGAAAACAAAAACACAUUCAACAUUUGCAAUCAGUAAAAAAAAAUAUGAAAAAAAAAACUAUUAGAGCUAAACAAGGAAUUAAACGAUUGAAGAAUACUUUAAGUGAAGUACAGAAUCAAAUGAAAAAUUGUUCAGAUACAAUUAUUCAACAAUCAUUGGAAUCUGCUGGUAUAAAUACCAACCAAUGUAAUUUAAUAAAAGAAAUUUUUGCAGCUGCUAAAGUGAAAAAUCCAAAAGGACGCAGAUAUAGUGAAGACUGGAUGAUGUUAUGUCUGUUAUUCCAAAUUAGAUCACCAAGUGGAUACAAGUUUUUAAAGGAUCAAAACAUAUUACCAUUUCCCUGUGUCAAUACAAUUAGGAAACAUUUAUUAGCUAUGAAAAUUGGUUGUGGUUUUGAUAUAAAUUUUUUCAAGCUAUUUAAAAAAAAGUUUUCUGGGAAAACAGAGUACCAGAAAAAAAGAAUUAUAGUGUUGGAUGAAAUUUUCUUAAGAACAAGUAUAGCUGUCAACAGUAGAACAUUAACAUAUUCUGGUUUAGAAGAUUUUGGAGAUGACGAAGACAUAAAAACCAAAAGUACAGAUAAAGCUGAUCAUGGACUGGUCUUGAUGUGGCAAAGUUUAGCUGAAAACUUUACACAACCGAUAGCAGUUUUUGCAUCAAAAGGACCAGUCAAAGGAAUUGAUUUAGUAAAAUUAGUCAUAAAGGCUAUAUUGUUACUUGAGGAUGCAGGUGGCCAUGUGGUUGGACUGACAAGUGAUGGAGCCAGUACAAACCGAUCAAUGUGGAAAUAA